ACACUUGUAUUAUUUAACGGGAUUGAGAAACGGGCGACGAACACAUAAAAGAAAUGCGUGACACAUCACAAAAGAGUUGAGAGUAAGAAAAAAGAAUGCCGAAAUCGCUAACGCCAACAACACGAAGCAACAGUCGCAGAAAACCGCAUUUCGGAAUGGCGGAUCCUGAACGUUCCAACAAACCCUACCGUUUUCUCUCUCUCUGAUCCCAAUCCGAAACCUUUCUACCAUCACAAAACAACGUUUCAGGUAUGGUUGAGGUGUCGAAGAUAUUGUACUUGGUGGUGGUGGAUGAAGGCGACAAGAAAGAGAAGGUGAAGUUGAAGGAAAAGGAAAAGGAAAAGGAAAAGGAAAAGGAAAAGGAAAGGGAGAAGGAGUCGUUUCGUUAUACGCGUCCUGUUCUACAGAGUACACUGCAGCUUAUGGGAUGUAAAGCUCGUCAUGCUUUCAAGAUCAGCCAAAGGGUUUUUGAACUCACAAGGAGUGGGAGUUCUACUGAGGCUUUCAAGUCCGAAGGAAUGGUUUUAUCAGGUUUUGAUGCUUCUAAAGGAAAUGUGAAAAAAGAUUGUCAGGAAGCUUCUGCUUGCCUGAGUAAAACAGAUACGGACAAUCACUUACCUUUAGGAAAAGAUCACGAAAGCACGAGUGUGCCAUUUGAGUUGUACAAAAAGCGUACAACUGUAUUUGUUAAGAGAGAAGCUUUUCUAGAUAUUGUCUGUGAUGUUCUGGCUGAGUACAAGUAUGUGGGUCCAAACCAGAGAGCAGACUUGAUGCUAGCUUGCAGGAUCCGAGAACGGAAGGAAUCUGUGACAGUGCUGUUGUGUGGCACUAGCGGUUGUGGCAAAUCCACAUUGUCUGCAUUGCUGGGAAGUCGGUUGGGAAUCACAACAGUUGUAUCAACCGAUUCUAUUAGGCACAUGAUGAGAGGUUUUGCUAGUGAAAAGGAAAACCCCUUGUUAUGGGCCUCUACCUACCAUGCAGGCGAGUGUUUGGAUCCUGUUGCUGUUACAAAAGCAAAGGCAAAGGCAAAAAAGAAAGCAAAAAAGAUGGCUAGUGUAUCACAGUCACUUCCUAAGGAUGAAGUAACUGAGGGUCACACCUCUAGCAAAUCUGAUAUACAUACAAUGGAGGCUGUCUGUGGUGCGGCCGAACUGUUGAAUUCAAAACAAAUGGCUGUUGAAGGAUUCAAGGCCCAGAGUGAAAUGGUGAUUGACAGUCUAGAUAGACUAAUCACUGCAUGGGAAGAAAGAAAAGAGUCUGUUGUUGUUGAGGGUGUUCACUUGAGUCUCAACUUUGUUAUGGGGCUUAUGAAGAAACAUCCUUCAAUCAUACCCUUCAUGAUAUACAUUACAAACGAGGACAAGCACAUGGAACGAUUUGCCGUACGUGCAAAGUAUAUGACCUUGGACCCAGCUAAAAACAAAUAUGUGAAGUACAUCCGAAAUAUAAGAACAAUCCAGGAUUAUCUCUGUAAGCGAGCUGACAAGCAUUUAGUUCCCAAAAUAAACAACACAAAUGUUGACAAGAGUGUUGCAGCUAUCCAUGCCACCGUGUUCAGUUGUCUACGUAGGCGUGAAGUUGGGGAACAAUUGUAUGAUCCUAGUAGAAAUAUUGUAACUAUUAUUGAUGAUGAAUAUAGAAAUCAAUGUGCUGCCAAUUCUUUGACCUCGAAAGGAAUGUUUCAAUUGAUCCAAAGACAGGGUUCUUCAAGGCAUCUUAUGGCUCUUGUUAAUACUGAUGGGUCUGUGGCAAAGGCUUGGCCUGUUAAUUCAGUGGACUCUAAUGGGAAGCCUAUAUGGGGCCAUGGACUAGAGAAGGAAAUUGGAAGUCCAAUGUAUGGACCCUUGCGGAUUGGUAAGGCAGAACCAGUAAACCUUCAGUUUGGUUUUUAUGGGAUCAGUGCUUGGCCCUCCGAUGGUGGAACAAGCCGUGCUGGAAGUGUUGAUGAGUCAAAAGCUGACGGGACUGACACGGGUAGUAGAUAUGUAUCCUCCUGCUGUAGUUCCCCCAGGAUGUCUGAUGGACCUUCAAAGGAGCUUAAGGAGGAUCUUUCAGUGCAUGGUAGUGAUGAAGAGAUUGAUGAUCAAUUAGAGGUGGGAAGUGAUGAUGAUUUCAGUGACGACGGUGACAAACAUAAUCAUGAGGAGGUAGGCUCAGUUGAUGAGGAAUCAACCAAGUCUGACGAAGAAUAUGAUGAUUUAGCAAUGCAAGAUGUACUUGAAAAUGGAUAUUGUUCAGAUGAUGAUGAAGAGUUCAAGAGUAAAGUCGCCAUUGAUGAUGAGGACCUAGGAACUGAAAUGCAGGGAAAUAAGUAUCGUCAAAACCUGGAUCUGUUCCUUAGAACCAGAAGUGAGCCAAUGCCAGACUCUUCUUUCUACCCAUAUUCCUCUUUGCUUAUGGAAAAGGUUGAAAGGAGACUGCCACCAUCUGGCAAAGCCAGAUUGAGAAAACGUUCUCUUAGUAUUUCGGCAUUGGGGAAGGGUAGUUCAGCAAUCCAGGAUCCCAUUCCCUCUGGAGCUCCUCAAAGGUAGCAUGACACUCGUUCUUUAGUCGAAUUCUUGACGACAAGCCCAACUUUUUCUGCUAUGCCUUUUGACUUUAGAACUUUGUUUCUGUGUUUUAAGUCGACCCGCUGUCUAUAUAGUAACGUCUCUUGAGUUUAUAUCGAAACUAUUUGUUUUGGUAUAGAGGAGCUACUUAAUCAGAUUGAGAGUUGUGAAAAGUAGAUUUUGCUUACAGUCUAGACAAUGAAAUUUGCAGAACGAAACGUGUGCUCUUUUAUUUAAGAUGCAUAAUAGCGGUUUUAUUAAACAAUCAAGUUUCUGUUUUACAAAA
This is a messenger RNA of Lathyrus oleraceus (garden pea), 2835 nucleotides long. RefSeq names its product P-loop NTPase domain-containing protein LPA1 homolog 1. The transcript is spliced from 8 exons. The coding region runs from base 252 to 2531 and encodes 759 amino acids. The record is from RefSeq and is a predicted model, not a curated record. NCBI's taxonomy places the organism in Eukaryota, Viridiplantae, Streptophyta, Magnoliopsida, Fabales, Fabaceae.